Lacerta agilis (Sand lizard) is the source of this 1916-nucleotide messenger RNA. It is a transcript of the gene PCK1, whose product is annotated as phosphoenolpyruvate carboxykinase 1. Gene Ontology annotation, biological process: cellular response to dexamethasone stimulus; cellular response to insulin stimulus; propionate catabolic process. Gene Ontology annotation, cellular component: mitochondrion; cytosol. The transcript is spliced from 9 exons. Lineage: Eukaryota; Metazoa; Chordata; Lepidosauria; Squamata; Lacertidae. Gene Ontology annotation, molecular function: phosphoenolpyruvate carboxykinase (GTP) activity; manganese ion binding; GTP binding. Bases 44 to 1912 code for a protein of 622 amino acids. The record is from RefSeq and is a predicted model, not a curated record.
ACGGACCUCCAACCUUGAGCCUUGUGCUUGCAAAGAACCGGCGAUGCCAUCCCAGCUGCAGGCACAGAGGAGAGCCACCCCAAAGUUCGUCCAGGGAGACCCGAAGAGCCUGGCGCCAGAUGUGAGGGACUUCGUUGAAAGCAACACUGAGCUCUGCCAGCCAGAAGCUGUCCACAUCUGCAAUGGCUCAGAGCAUGAGAACAAAAGGAUCUUGGAGCUCAUGGUGGAGGAAGGCAUGAUUAAGAAGCUUGGCAAAUAUGAGAAUUGCUGGUUGGCUCGUACCAAUCCGAGGGAUGUGGCCAGAAUCGAAAGCAAAACUGUCAUCGUCACUCAGGAGCAGCGAGACACCAUCCCAAUCCCGAAGAGUGGGAUGAGCCAGCUGGGGUGCUGGAUGUCUGAGGAGGACUUUGAGAAAGCCUUCAGCGUACGAUUCCCUGGGUGCAUGAAAGGGCGCACCAUGUAUGUCAUCCCUUUCAGCAUGGGGCCCAUCGGUUCCCCUUUAUCCAAGUUUGGGAUUCAGCUGACAGAUUCUCCUUAUGUGGUGGCCAGCAUGAGGAUCAUGACUCGGAUGGGGACGUCUGUCCUAGAGGCCCUGGGCAACGGGGAAUUUGUGAAAUGCCUCCAUUCAGUUGGGUGCCCUUUGCCGUUGAAAAAGCCUCUGGUAAAUAACUGGCCCUGUAACCCAGAUCUGACUCUGAUUGCUCACAUCCCGGAUCACAGAGAGAUCAUUUCCUUUGGAAGCGGCUAUGGAGGAAAUUCCCUCUUGGGAAAGAAGUGCUUUGCUCUCCGGAUCGCCAGCAGGAUCGCCAAGGAAGAGGGCUGGCUUGCUGAGCACAUGCUGAUCUUGGGUAUCACAAAUCCGGAAGGUGAAAAGAAAUACUUUGCUGCAGCCUUCCCAAGUGCAUGUGGAAAAACCAACUUGGCCAUGAUGAACCCAACUCUGCCAGGGUGGAAAAUCGAGUGUGUUGGGGAUGAUAUUGCUUGGAUGAAAUUUGAUGACCAAGGUAACCUAAGAGCCAUCAAUCCAGAGAACGGCUUCUUCGGAGUGGCUCCUGGGACAUCAGUGAAAACAAACCCCAACGCCAUGAAGACCAUUCGGAAGAACACCAUCUUCACCAACGUGGGAGAAACUAGUGAUGGAGGCGUGUAUUGGGAAGGCAUGGAAAAGCAGUUUGCGCCCGGGGUGACGCUCACGUCGUGGAAAAACAAGGAAUGGACAACCAAGAGCGGGGAACCUUGUGCCCACCCCAAUUCCCGGUUCUGCUCUCCUGCCAGUCAGUGCCCCAUUAUCGAUCCCGCCUGGGAGGCUCCAGAAGGAGUGCCAAUCGAGGGGAUCAUAUUUGGAGGGCGGAGACCUGAAGGUGUGCCUCUGGUCUACGAGGCCCUUAACUGGCAGCAUGGAGUAUUCGUAGGUGCAACGAUGAGAUCAGAAGCAACAGCUGCCGCUGAACAUAAAGGCAAGAUCAUCAUGCACGACCCCUUUGCCAUGCGGCCUUUCUUUGGCUACAACUUUGGGCAGUACCUCUCCCACUGGAUCAGCAUGGCGCACCGGCCUGCUGCAAAACUGCCCAAGAUCUUCCACGUCAACUGGUUCCGGAAAGACAAGCAAGGGCGGUUCUUGUGGCCCGGCUUCGGCGAGAACUGCCGGGUGCUGCAGUGGAUGUUCAACCGAAUUCGGGGAGAGGAGAGUGCGCAGCUGACAGCCAUCGGCUACGUCCCUGAUGACACGGGCUUGAACUUGAAAGGCUUGGAAGGUGUCGACACACAGGAACUGUUUGCCCUUUCCAGAGACUUCUGGGAAAAGGAGGUGGAAGAAAUCAAGAAGUAUUUUGAAGAGCAAGUCAACGCCGACCUCCCCUACGAGAUGGAAAGAGAAGUUAUUGCUCUAGAGCAGAGAAUAAAGCAGCUGUAAAUGA